AUGGAAAAAGAAAAAUUGCUGUAUGAAAAAAUAUAUCCCGCGAUUAAUGCACACAGAUUUCACUUCAAUCGAUUAUGCAAUGAAAAAAAUAUCAAAUCGAUUGUUGGAGAGAAAAAAUUUAAAGAUAGUCACCAUGUGGUCAUACUUAGCAGUAACUUUCAGACGAAAAAAACCAAGGCAGACGAUAGUCAAAAGAUGGCACACAUUCUGCACUUGUCAGAAAAAGGAAAGUUAUUUGUUUCUUUUAUUUUUUUGUGGAAAGAAAAAGAGUUGGAACAGACAGCUCAUUGCUUAACUCAACUAUCCACAACUGCAGUUAUCCAAACUUUAAAUUUUUAUCAUAUCAAGUUUAAUAUAAAUAGAGCGGAAGAUCACCAAUUAGUCUACAUCGUGACGGACAUAGAAAUUGAUGCCGAUUUGAUACGGCCUGUGAAUGAGCAAAAGGGGAGUACUGAAUCCAACAUGAGAAAGUUAACACAGGGAGUAAGUUAUCAUGCCACUACCCCACCGAUGGUAGAAGGCGUUAUUGAAAAACUGAUAGAAAAAUUCUGCGCCCUUAUGAAUGAACUGCUAUCUGAUGGGUACUCAACUGUGCAGGAAUGUGCACUAUGA
This is a messenger RNA of Plasmodium cynomolgi strain B, 612 nucleotides long. RefSeq lists its product as hypothetical. Bases 1 to 612 code for a protein of 203 amino acids. NCBI's taxonomy places the organism in Eukaryota, Apicomplexa, Aconoidasida, Haemosporida, Plasmodiidae. The record is from RefSeq and is a predicted model, not a curated record. The transcript is spliced from 2 exons.